Messenger RNA from Cryptococcus deneoformans JEC21, 1740 nucleotides. RefSeq lists its product as hypothetical. The record is from RefSeq and is a predicted model, not a curated record. Gene Ontology annotation, molecular function: ubiquitin protein ligase activity. The coding region runs from base 449 to 1312 and encodes 287 amino acids. Lineage: Eukaryota; Fungi; Basidiomycota; Tremellomycetes; Tremellales; Cryptococcaceae. Gene Ontology annotation, cellular component: synaptonemal complex. Gene Ontology annotation, biological process: reciprocal meiotic recombination. The transcript is spliced from 15 exons.
GUUUUCUAUAGGCACUGGAUAAUGACUGCUGAGCCCUGAGUGCACGCAUAGGACACAGGCAUCAGCUAGAUUUGGUACCGAAUUUGUCGGAAGUGAUCAUCAUCAUCAUCAAUAAUCAGUAGUUACCAUUGAAUCAGCACUCAAUAAUUGCAGUGUAAGCUGUACGCACAGUUCUGAGGCCCAACUUUGGUCCGGAAGGAAACACUAUAUUUGCUCUUGAGGGUGAUUAACUGGAACAUUGGAUGUUGGAGAUGAUAGAUGAUGGCGCACGGGCCCCAUCAUUUUAACAGGACCCGGACGCGAAGGUCCGCUCGGUAGUAGUAAUGGUUGAUGGUGAUUACUGGAUUUGUUACUCCCGUCAUCAUGUUUUUCUAUCUUCCUUCUAUCUUCCUAUCCCUAGUCCCGUAUUCAUCUCUUAAAUUUCUCGUCAUUACAGCGCCCUAUCAUCAUGUCAACAUCCAAUAAUGAACUUCGGUGCAACCAUCUCAAGUGCAGGAGUUUUCUGUCUAUGGAGGGACAAGCUGUGGUGACUACUUGUUCACAUAUCUUUUGCAUAUCUUGCGCGACAACUCUCUUUGCUUCAUCUCUUGCCUGUCCGGCAUGCAAUCAGUCUCUUCAGGGGCCUGAUGAUAUCGUAAUGACGACAUUAAAUCCAACCAACGAAUAUAAAGCCUCCAUUUUAGCCGGUUUACCGCCUUCCACCAUCCUUGAGAUUACUGCUCGAGCUAUUAGCUUCUGGACAUAUCAGCUUUCUCAAGAAAGCGCAUACCAAGCAUUGGUAUUAAAAAAUGCGCAAGACCGCCAAGUAUGCACCGAGAAGCAGCUUAACAAUGCAUUUGAGGAUCUUCAGAUUGCGAACAAGAAAAUCGUUUCUCUCGAAAACGAACUAGACGUCAAUCGCCGUAAGGUUCAAGGAUUAAUCAAUGAGACACAUCGCAAAGGUCGCGAACUUUCACGUCUUCGAGAUAAUCUUGAAAAAGUAAAGAGGAAGAACCCUUUUAAUGGCGUUGCUCAAGCAGGCGAAAAAAUAGUAGAGCAAUCUCACCCUGAACAGAUUUUUAGCGCAUCAAUAAACGGAUCGACGCCAAUUUAUCGUUCAACAGGACGCUAUACUGUAACGCCUCACUCAACACAUAAUCAAAUACCUUUUCGCUCGCAGUCUUCAGGCCCUCACGGCGGUCCUAUAGUGCCCCCACUUUUUUCCGGAACAAAUGUUGGAGCUUCCAAUAGUGCCAUCAGUGACAACAGGAGCGCGGAACGUCGUUUCAGAGCCCCUGGCAUGGCAGCUAACAGUGGACGUGGGCACUUCUGAUCAACGUUGAAAAGGCAGAGUACGUUUUGUUCCUGGAAUAUUCACCUCCUGUGAACUAGGUAUCUUCGUCAAACAGGGAAAAAAGUACAAUAGAAGAUCGUCGUGCAGUCAGCAGCCAGUUAGUUAUAUUGGGUGUUGUGUCGAUCUCUAUAUCAGAUAGACGACCAUCGUAUUGUUUUCAUAAUGAAAAACAGCGGGGAACCUUGGCAUAAGAUCUGCAGUGUUCAGAACAACAUGCGUGACAUGAUGAUGGUCAAACUACACAUAUAUAAAUUCAAGGAAAUGCGCCAGCAACAACAGUGAUGCGUAGUACCAAAAAACUACUUGUUGUAAAGUUUUCGGCUACUACGUCGGCACUGUAUGCUCUCAUCAUCCACGAGAGAUAUUACAGAUCAAUACCAUGGCCCAUCGAGUGGUGAUUGGAGGCC